AUGGGCGAUGCGAGCGACACGGACAUGGCGGAGCAGCACGAAGUCGCAGACGCCGACACUCGCUACACGGAACAGCAGGAGGACACGGACGGCGACUUUUGCCACACCGAACAGCACGAGAACACGAACUCCGACUAUCGCUACACGGAGCAGCACGAGAACUCGAAUGCCGGCUAUACUCGUACACAUCAGCGCCGAGUCUACUACGAUGCGGGUCCCGCCGGUGGCGAUCAGGAGCAGCGGCAGGUGUAUUACGACACGGACGAAUCUCUCGCAGCGAGCGACGACGACGACGGAGACGACGACGAGGAGAGCAUUCGAGGCGACGACGACUUCGGAUUCUCAUGGCGCCGACGAGGCAGCCAGCGAGGCGGUACCCGGUCGUUUCAAGACAACUCCGACGACGAUAAUGAUCUCCUGGAAGGCCCGGAGGACGUGAGCGCGCGGCAGGUGCGGCGGGGGCGGGACAUUCAGGGGAUUCCGUGGGAGCGGCUGCACCUGAGUCGGGAGAAGUACCGCGCGAUGCGGCUGCAGCAGUACAAGAACUACAAGAACCUCGACGUGUCAUUGGAUGUUGUUGAUAAGGAAGUGCAGCAGGUGACGACGGGCAGCAAUUUCUACGAGUUCACGCACAACACGCGCGCAGUCAAGUCCACCAUCGUGCACUUCCAGCUGCGCAACCUCGUGUGGGCCACGUCAGCGCAUGACGUGUACUCGCUGCACCACCACGUCAUCAACCACUUCUCCCCGCUCACGCGCAAGUCCACCCCGGUCCUGGACCUCGGAAACCCCCUCGUCGCCAGGCGCCACGCCCCCCCGCACGCCCACGCGCCCACAGCUGGCGCGCGGGGCGCAGGGGGCGCGGGGGGUGCAGUAGGCAGGGGGGAUCAGCGCAGCGGAGUGCAGCUGGAGCCUUCUGCGCGGGCGAUUUACACGGGAGCCAUGCCCUCCGCUGCAGGCUCCGCUGCUGCUGGGAGAAGCAACAGCAGUAGCAGCGGUACAGAGGAGGGCAGAGCGGUGCUGGGGAGAGAGGCAGGGGGACUGGCGCUUUCUCAACAGCAGCAGCAGCAGCAGCAGGAGGGGGUGUGGGAGGCGGUGGAUCGGGUACAAGUGAGCACCAUGUGCGUCAGACACGGGCUGCUCGUAGCAGGGGGCUUUCACGGGGAGAUGGUCUGCACCAGGCUCGGCACAGGCUCGGAAGCGGACGCAGGCUCGGGGUCGGAAGCAGGAGUGGCGUUCACAGGGCGGGUAUCCCGGGAUCAGAGUGCCAUCACGAACGCUGUUGAGAUCUUCAGAUCUAACAGUGGAGCACUGAGUGUGCUCACGUCCAACAACGACUGUGUGGUGAGGGACUUCGACAUCGCCACCUUCUCCAUCCUCUCCCGCCAAGCCUUCCCUUGGCCCGUCAAUCACACGGCAGUGGCACCGGACAGCACGCUCGUGUCAGUGGUGGGGGACGACCCCGAAGCAUUGCUACUCGACCUCACCUCGGGCAAGGUUGUAGCGCGCAUGCAGGGCCACGUGGACUACUCCUUUGCUACAGCCUGGCACCCGGGCGGCAACCUCUUUGCCACGGGCAACCAGGACACCACGUGUCGCGUGUGGGACCGCCGGCGACUUGACAAUUCCCUGUUCACCCUCAAGGGGCGAUUGGGGGCUAUUCGGUCACUCAGAUUCACCAGCGAUGGCAGGUUCAUGGCCAUGGCUGAGCCAGCAGACUUCGUGCAUGUAUUCGACACGAGCAGCGGGUUCACACGAGCACAGGAGAUUGACAUAUUCGGGGAGAUUGCGGGGAUAUCGUUUUCCCCUGAUACAGAGGCUCUCUUUAUUGGUGUGGCGGAUCGCACAUACAGUAGUCUCCUGGAGUACACCCGCGCUCACUCAUACGCUUAUCUUGAUGCUUGCAUUUAA
Messenger RNA from Closterium sp. NIES-65, 1911 nucleotides. Lineage: Eukaryota; Viridiplantae; Streptophyta; Zygnematophyceae; Desmidiales; Closteriaceae. The record is from the annotation of a GenBank genome assembly.